AUGAAUAGCAAUACGAAGGGAAGAACAACCUUGGAGGUUGGAGCUGAUGGGGUGGCGCUCAUCACCAUCAUCAACCCACCUGUGAAUUCUCUGUCAUUCGACGUAUUAAACAGCUUGAAAGACAGUUAUGGGCAAGCUUUACGGAGGGAGGAUGUUAAUGCAAUUGUUGUUACAGGUGCAAAAGCCAAGUUUUCUGGUGGUUUUGAUAUCACUGCUUUUGGUGGACUCCAAGCCGGAAACACAACAGCACCAGCACAAAAGCCUGGUUAUGUAUCGGUGGAUAUUCUCUCUGACACUCUGGAAGGUGCAACAAAACCCUCCGUCGCUGCUAUUGAUGGCCUUGCCUUAGGCGGAGGAUUGGAGGUUGCUAUGGCCUGCCAUGCUCGUAUAUCUACUCCUAAUGCACAACUGGGCUUGCCUGAACUGCAGCUUGGUAUAAUCCCUGGAUUUGGAGGAACGCAGCGUCUUCCACGCCUUGUUGGCCUCUCUAAGGCCCUUGAGAUGAUGCUGAUGUCAAAGCCGAUUAAAGGAGAGGAAGCUCUUAGUGUGGGCCUUGUGGAUGCCAUAGUACCAAAAGAUGAAUUAGUAAACAGUGCUCGUUGUUGGGCCUUGGAUAUACUGGAGCGCCGAAGACCAUGGGUUGCUAGUCUUUACAAGGCUGAUAAGUUAGAGCCUCUUGGAGAGGCACGGGAAAUCCUAAAGUUUGCUAGAACUCAGUCCCAAAAACGUGCUCCCAAUCUGAAACAUCCACUCUCUUGUAUCGAUGCCAUUGAAGAGGGCAUAGUUUCUGGCCCCCGUGCUGGGCUUUGGAAGGAAGCUGAAGUGUUCCAAGAUCUUCUACAUUCAGAUACUUCCAAGAGCCUGAUCCACAUCUUCUUUUCCCAACGUGGAACCACAAAGGUUCCUGGCAUUACCGAUCUAGGUUUGGUACCAAGACGAAUAAAUAAGGUUGCGAUUCUUGGUGGAGGAUUAAUGGGAUCUGGGAUAGCAACAGCACUGAUUCUCAGUGAUUAUCCUGUGAUAUUGAAAGAAGUAAAUGAGAAGUUCCUACAGGCUGGGAUUGGUAGAGUCAGAGCCAAUUUGCAAAGCCGCGUCAGGAAAGGACAAAUGACUAGGGAUAAAUUUGAGAAAACCUUUUCUCUUCUCAAAGGUGUUCUCGACUAUGAAAGCUUUAGAAAUGUGGACAUGGUCAUAGAGGCUGUCAUUGAGAAUGUCUCUUUAAAGCAACAAAUUUUUGCUGAUCUUGAAAAAUACUGCCCUCCACAUUGCAUACUUGCGAGUAACACUUCCACUAUCGACUUAGACCUAAUUGGUGAGAGGACCGGGUCUCAUGACCGUAUUAUUGGUGCCCAUUUUUUCAGUCCAGCUCAUGUCAUGCCUCUUUUGGAAAUUGUACGUACACAAAAGACAUCUGCCCAAGUAAUUGUUGACUUGCUGGAUGUUGGGAAGAAAAUCAGGAAAACCCCAGUUGUUGUUGGGAAUUGCACUGGCUUUGCUGUCAACCGGAUGUUCUUCCCAUAUACUCAAGCUGCUAUUUUGCUUGUAGAACGUGGUACAGAUGUGUAUCAGAUUGACAAGGCAAUUACCAAAUUUGGAAUGCCAAUGGGCCCAUUCAGAUUGUGUGACCUUGUUGGUUUCGGUGUUGCAAUUGCUACGGGGGGACAGUUUGUUAUGAAUUUCCCUGAAAGAACUUAUAAAUCGAUGCUAAUUCCAACCAUGCAGGAGGAUAAGAGAUCAGGUGAAACUACUCGCAAAGGGUUCUAUAUCUAUGAUGAUAAUCGCAAGGCACGCUCAGAUCCGGAGAUUAAGAAAUAUAUUGAGAAGGCAAGGGCGAUUUCUGGUGUUACCAUUGACCCAAAGUUGACAAAAUUGUCGGAGAAGGAUAUUGUCGAGAUGGUAUUCUUCCCUGUGGUUAAUGAGGCCUGCCGAGUACUUGCUGAAGGUAUUUCAGUUAAAGCAGCUGAUCUGGACAUUUCUGCUGUGAUGGGCAUGGGGUUCCCGCCUUACAGGGGAGGAAUUAUGUUCUGGGCAGAUUCUGUUGGGUCGAAUUAUAUUUACUCAAGAUUGAAUGAGUGGUCAAAUAUGUAUGGAGGAUUUUUCAAGCCUUGUUCCUAUUUGGCUGAAAGAGGCGCCAAAGGGAUUCCUCUAAGUUCUCCAGUGGGGCAAGCAAAAUCUCGCCUAUAAGUUUGAUUUGUUGGUUGUGUUCUACACCAUGCUCUUCUUUUUUUUUUUUUUCCUCAUGUAUUUCCUUCUUUUGCUUUCUUGACGUUGUCUUUCUCAGAUGCUAGAAAGAAGGCUCAAUAAGUGUUCAAUAAAGCAUGAUUUAUGUAACGGCAAUGUUAUUGACAAGCGGGAACUUGGGAAAUAAUGCUUUGUAAUGAACUCACACUUUUGUAGUUGUCUUUUGAGAAGCGAC
Messenger RNA from Ilex paraguariensis (yerba mate), 2416 nucleotides. The record is from the annotation of a GenBank genome assembly. Lineage: Eukaryota; Viridiplantae; Streptophyta; Magnoliopsida; Aquifoliales; Aquifoliaceae.